UGGCCGUCUUUCGGCGAUAUCAUUGUCUGAAUCCCGCUUGUUUAUUCAACAACCAUAGAUAGGGCUGGUAACAGCCGCUAUCUGUGCUACAUACAGCACAUUCCCUAUUGCCACUAUUGAUCAUGCUUUAAAAACUUUCUUCUUUGUUUCCUGGAACAGCGUCUGCUGGCUGAAAACGCCGCUAGAAUCCUCAAGCAGGGCGCAUUCACCUAGGAUUGCCAGGGCGCAGAUUACUUACCUGAGCCAUGGUCGGGAUGCGGAACACGGUCCACGCAGAAGAGAGUGCGGAGGUGGAGGUGCUUUACGCAAAUCUUGAAAAGCUGAACAUCCUAACCAAAAAGAUCCAAGGUUCCAUGUCUCGCCUUGAAACAAGUGGAAAGGUGGUGAGAGAUGCCAUUGGGCCAAUCUACAGCAACACACAAUCGUUGCAGGUCACAAAUGCAAACAUAGAUAAAGUCAACGAAGCUAUUGAUCGACUUCGGCAGCCUUUAGAUGUCAAGGGGAAGGAGGAGGCUAUUAUUCGGGCUGGGCCCCGGAGUGCUGGUUUGGCCCAAUAUCUGGGGGCUCUGAAAAGACUGGAUCGUGCACUCUCAGAUCUAAACUCUACAAACCUUCGUUCGAAUCAGAAAGCCGUGUCGGAAUUUAGCACCUUGCUUAGCACCGGAAGCAGUAAACUUCAGGAGAUGUUCAAAGGAACUCUACGAGAGAAUGUCGCCACUGUAGAACCAUUGCAUUAUAUCACAAAACAACUGCCGUUCCCCACUAUUCCGAGUGAGACGGUUUUGGAGCUCUCGCCUGUCUGCGCCGCGAUCAGCUCGGCCGCAAGCCAUGGUCCACAAGUUGGACAAACAGAAAAUCCCGCUAUCAGGAUAUACGCCGAUAUUCGCGCUCCUUAUAUCACAAGUAGCUUGCAAAACCUCGCCACUGCAUCUAUCAACACAGCCAAGCGGAAACCAAGCGAUGGCCCAUAUCGGCAAGGGACCAACGGUAUAGGGAUGUACGCUAGCGGUCUCGAGGGUAUGCUCCUGGCAGAGCAUGAGAAUAUUUCCCAAAUAUUCCCUGCAGAAGAGCAAGGAAAGGCGCUCCAAGCAACCAGUAGACCAGCGAUAGCGGAGUUCUCAAAAACCCAACGAGAACUAAACAUGUAUAUCAAAGCCAACUUGAUGACAGACUGUUUCCUUGCGUUUGAAAUAAUCGAGAUAGUCACUGGGCUCUCAUAUCGACUCGAUUCAGCCACUAAACAAUUAAAAACCCGCUUUUUCGAAGCCCUACGGCCGAUCCGCGAGACUGCCAAGUUAGCGUUGUCUGAAUUGCUGGAAGAAACACGCCGCAAAGCCGCAGCUGUGACUGUUUUACCCCCCGAUGGUGCUGCCGUCCCCCUUGUAGCAGAAGUCAUGAAUUCACUAUCCGCCCUAACGGCGUAUUCCAAACCACUAGCCUCCAUCCUCACAUCCCUCGGAGACGGAAAUUGGAAACCAUCAAGCAAACCCAACACCACCCCACUAGAUGUUAGUCCCGAUAGCUCUGCCAUCCUCUCCCACUAUAUCCUCGACGUGGUCGAAGCAUUGCUCUCCGCUCUGGAAGCCCGCGCAAGAUCCGUGCAUCGCGCCAAACCCAUCCUCGGCACCUUUCUGGCAAAUGUCAUGUGCAUUGUCGACCGCUCAAUCCGCAACAGCAGUGAACUCUCCCGCUACCUCUCCACCCCGGAAAACAGCAGUCGACUAGAAUUAUGGCGCAAAAAGGGAGUCUCCACCUAUCUUGAUGCCUGGCGAGACCCAUCCUCUCACCUCCUCGACGUCCAGUAUACCAGCAGAGCUGGUGCACGUCCCACCUCUGGGGGCCAAGUAGACUCCGGUGCCAUUGUCAAAACACUCUCAUCCAAGGAUAAAGAUAACAUCAAGGAUAAGUUUAAGGCUUUCAAUUCUUCUUUCGACGAGUUGAUUAUUCGCCAUAGAUCAUUGACUAUGGAGAAGGAGGUGCGUAGUAUGUUGGCCAGGGAGGUGCAAGCGGUUAUUGAGCCCUUGUACGCGCGCUUCUGGGAUCGAUAUCAUGAGAUCGAUAAAGGCAAGGGCAAAUAUGUCAAGUACGACAAGGCAACAUUGUCCGCACAGUUGGCGGCGUUGGCGUAAAUUAUCCUUAUCUUCGUGAAGGGGUUUUUUACGCGCGGUUCUCCUCCCAAAAUCACAGCGGCAUUCCCCUCCUUGUCUCCUAGCCGUCCAAGCCUCUUGUUCUAUUUCUUUCCCGGCUAUUCCAUCUUCGAAUAACCAUCUGACUUACUAAUUCUGACAUUCCUGAUGCUCCUUCGCUGGAGUUAUGGUGUCAGUGAAAAACCCUUCGAUCCUUCUCUCACCUGCAAUCCCCUCAAGCUUUAGCCUUUCAUACUCCCCAAUUCCCACUUUCCAGUUGCCUCAACCAGCUUCCUUACAGCACUUGAUAUCCCUCUCUAUGUAGUUUUGCUUUGCCUUUUUUUUUUUUUUUUUUUUUUUUUUUUUUUUUUUGCGUGGAAUCUUUUGUUAAUCUUCCCCUAUCCUCCAAUUCUCAAUUUUGAUUAUUCAAUAUCCUUUAUUUUUAACAAAUUUCAUCUUCGUUGCUCUAAACAAUAUUUAAAGUUAUAGAACAAGCACAGGUAACAGAGUUAAAAGGGGUCUAGCACGUACGUAUCUGCUCGCCGCAUGCUCAUUUCAUCCCAGUGGGCUGGUUCUAAAUUAAGAGUGGUUCAUCAGUCUGUCAAUCAGAAGGAAUAAACGGGUGCCAUUCUAUUAUCACUCGCGUGUGAAAUCGGUAUGAUCAAAGAAAUCCAGGGCUACGGAACUGAGAACUGGGAACGAUUUCGGGGGGUUGCAAUACAUAUAUACAUGUAAAUACUACAUAAAGGGUUGAGUGUGACGGAAAAUGUGUCAACCAAGGCUAGCUCUCCUCGAAAAAGGAGAGAAGUAGACGAGCGAGUGAUCAGGCGAGUGCUUGUAUCGAAACAUACCAACUCAGAAGCGGGAGCGCGAGGUGGUUCGACGGGAAAGAUCUGUUCUCGGAAAUUUGUCAUGGUGGUAUGUAGAUAUAUAUUUGCUAAUCGUUUAUGCUUUCGAAUUACCUCGAGUGCCUCCCUUGAUGCGAUCAUGGCACAAGGGGGUUGAAUCCGCAUUCUGGGAAUUCAGAGCCGUUGACUUUCAGCGAGUUUCCUAUAUAUAUUAUAUACAUCGCCAUGGAUUCGAACAAGCCCCAUUCCGCUUGUCAUCAUGCUUCAUCGAGAACAGUAUAUUCGCCCAAAUGGUUGGGCCUGCAAUAUAGUAUAUAUAUAUUCUGUAGUUGAAAACAAGAAAGGAAAAGGGAACAGGAGAAGAUGUAUGAGUUCCUUGCGGAAAUCAUCCAAGGGGGGGUAAUAAUGAUAACUAGUAAGGGAAAGACAUACGAUAAAUGGGGUAUGACAAAAAAGAGAAAAGUUUAAAGAGGUAAGGGUAAGGUAUUCAUCACAAG
Messenger RNA from Blastomyces dermatitidis ER-3, 3471 nucleotides. RefSeq names its product exocyst complex protein exo70. The coding region runs from base 246 to 2129 and encodes 627 amino acids. Gene Ontology annotation, cellular component: exocyst. Gene Ontology annotation, biological process: exocytosis. Gene Ontology annotation, molecular function: phosphatidylinositol-4,5-bisphosphate binding. The transcript is spliced from 5 exons. The record is from RefSeq and is a predicted model, not a curated record. NCBI's taxonomy places the organism in Eukaryota, Fungi, Ascomycota, Eurotiomycetes, Onygenales, Ajellomycetaceae.